Messenger RNA from Diaporthe batatas, 1035 nucleotides. RefSeq lists its product as uncharacterized. Gene Ontology annotation, molecular function: methyltransferase activity; nucleic acid binding. Lineage: Eukaryota; Fungi; Ascomycota; Sordariomycetes; Diaporthales; Diaporthaceae. The record is from RefSeq and is a predicted model, not a curated record. Bases 1 to 1035 code for a protein of 344 amino acids. The transcript has a single exon. Gene Ontology annotation, cellular component: RNA N6-methyladenosine methyltransferase complex; nucleus.
AUGUCGCAGUCCAUCCUGUUCCGCAAUGAGCAACCCAGCGUCGUUCUCAUCGAUGGGCCUAAGUCUAUCGAGGAUGCUCAAUACUUAAAUCCUGUGGGAGAACCUCAGACCGGCAAGGCACGGAGGCUCAUAUCCUCUAGACCGCCCGAUGAGCCCUUCGAAACUCCAGAACCCAAGCAGCCCGCACUCAACCCGAGUAUGGGAGCUGCUUUGGCAGAGUUGACAGCUGCUGCAGCCAUUGAGGAUGCUCUGAAGGCGCUGCACGACUUGCAUUCUGGGCCUUGGUGCUUGCCUCGGAUUCACGUUGCGCAGGGGGAGGACGCGAAGGGACAUGGGCGGGGCAACAAGAGGAAGGCAGACGAGGUCGAUCUCCCAGAGAAUAUCCCCAGUGAACCAGUGAUCCCCGAAGAGGCAGUCUAUCUCCGUGGUACAAUCUCCUCGGAAAGGUCUCGCUUCCUGGAGGAAGCCCCCAAGUUCGACCUCAUAGUCAUGGACCCUCCAUGGCCGAGCCGCUCAGUGCGGCGCAAGAGAGGCAGCUACCAUACGGCCAAUGAUCUCGACGAUAUGCGCGAGACUCUAUCCCUGAUACCCAUUGCGUCUCAUCUGGCGACUGGAGGUCUCCUCGCCGUCUGGAUUACCAACAAAGCACGCGUACUAGAGCUACUGACAUCGCCUAGAGGCCUGUUCGCCGAGUGGGGGCUGGAACUCGUGGCCGAAUGGACGUGGCUCAAGGUCACCACAAGCGGCGAGCCCAUUCUGAGUGUGGACUCUGCGUGGCGGAAGCCAUGGGAGAGGCUUCUGAUUGCGAAGAGGCGAGGGGUUGAGUUGGCAAAACUGCCUAGCCAGGGCAAAGUAAUUGUCUCUGUACCUGACCUUCAUUCUCGCAAACCUAAUUUGCGCCCCUUGUUCGAGGAUGCUAUGCCCCCUGGGUACAAAGCCCUCGAGGUCUUCGCCAGGAACCUCACGGCGGGUUGGUGGAGCUGGGGAGACGAGGUCCUCAAGUUCCAGCAGCCAGAACACUGGGUAGAGCCGUAG